AUGCAGAUGGAAAGUGCCUGUGAAGAUGGUACUGUGGUUUUCAAAGAUGGCUGUACUGUCCUUGCUGACAUUAUACUGUACUGCACUGGAUACAAAUAUCACUUCCCUUUUCUCAAGACCAAUGGCAUUGUGACUGUGGAUGACAAUCGUGUGGGGCCUCUGUACAAGCAUGUUUUUCCUCCCUUUUUGGCUCCAUGGCUUUCCUUUGUUGGGAUACCCUCUAAGACUUUAUCUUUCCCAACGUUUGAGGCUCAAAGUAAGUGGAUUGCUGGUGUUUUGUCUGGUCGAAUUCUGCUUCCUUCACAAGAAGAGAUGAUGGAAGAUGUCAGUGCCUUCUACUCAACACUCGAAGCUUCUCAUAUACCUAAACAUCACACUCAUGACCUACUUCAUUAUGUUUCUUUGAAGAAUGGAGACUACAGAUGUGCCUUGAAUUUAUCAAGAACAAGCGUCUCAAGUCGAGGUCAUACCGUGAUGAAUGGGAAGAUGACCACCUCAUCUUGCAAGCCUACGAAGACUUCAGCAAAAUACAUCUCUAACACAUUUUAUGGCCGCAUCUCCAAAUAA
Dovyalis caffra is the source of this 567-nucleotide messenger RNA. Lineage: Eukaryota; Viridiplantae; Streptophyta; Magnoliopsida; Malpighiales; Salicaceae. The record is from the annotation of a GenBank genome assembly.